Molecule: messenger RNA, 4091 nt
Organism: Neofelis nebulosa (Clouded leopard)
Lineage: Eukaryota; Metazoa; Chordata; Mammalia; Carnivora; Felidae
Gene: INPP5K
Product: inositol polyphosphate-5-phosphatase K
Exons: 12
Coding region: 1448-2878 (476 amino acids)
Biological process (GO): negative regulation of glycogen biosynthetic process; phosphatidylinositol dephosphorylation; negative regulation of insulin receptor signaling pathway
Cellular component (GO): ruffle; endoplasmic reticulum; cytoplasm
Molecular function (GO): inositol bisphosphate phosphatase activity; phosphatidylinositol-4,5-bisphosphate 5-phosphatase activity; phosphatidylinositol-3,4,5-trisphosphate 5-phosphatase activity
Source: RefSeq, a predicted model, not a curated record
GAGAAAGGACCAGGCCUACAGGGCUGAUUCUAGUUCAGAGGCCCUCCCCAGUUCUCCCAAGCCGAUGUCGAGUGGGCUGUUUUGGGCCCAAGCCCCGCGCCCCCUCCAAAUUCAAGCCGCCGAGCUCGUUCCUAUUUGGGUGCCCCAAGCAGGUGUCUCAGUUUGCUACUGGCGGAGGCAGCGGUGUCGGGCUGUCUGAAGUUAAAGACAUAACAAGGCAUUCUUCUGUCAGCUCUAGAGUAGAAAUCUUGUUCUUUUGAUCAGCACGUACAUCACAGGGUCUACCUGAUCCCGUUGUGAUCUCCUGAAAUCCGAAAUCAGAUUUAGGUAAGAUCUUUAGCGAAGGGAUAUAGCCUGGUCCCAUGCUUGCUCUUUAGCAAAGAACACCACUAAUCACCAACUUAGUGCAAGUCACAAUGCAGGGAUUUGCUGCUAAUCGUCGGAUCUGAGAGUGAGGGCAAGAAAUCCCGACUUUUGUUCUCCAUCCAUUUAGAACUGGUCCGUGGGAAAACAAAGAGCCUUGCACUAAAAGGGUUGCUUUUCUUAAUCCUUUGUUGGACAGCAGGGGGAGAUCUUAAACUAACGUAGCCCAGAAUCUCUGGCCGAAUGCCUAGAAAGGUGGUUUGUGUAUUGUUUUGCUGAUGUUCAUAGGGAGGGGCAGGAAGUUGUUUUAAAAAGGUCGAGAAUUUCAAAUUGUGCUUUUUAGAACACGGACCUCUAAGAACAGGAUCUGGUGAAGAAGAGAUGUUUUUAGACGUCCUGCCCUUCUCUCCCACCUCUUUCAACCCCCUUGUAGCUGCUCCCAUUCUCGGUUUGCAGCUGCUGCAGAUCCUCUCCUCAUAGUGUCCCUAGGACUCACCUAGGGAUUGGUGGCUGUCUUUGGUCUCUGCAGGGUUUGUAGCUCUGUACUGAGCAGAGUCGGGCUCUCUUGGAGUAUUGCUGUAACUAUUCAAUUAAAGAGAUCUGCAAGUGUCUUUUCCCCGGAGCCUCUGAUGUGAUCCAUUGUUAUUGAAAGCUGCUGAUCUAAGUUCUGUUGCUUCCCUAGCGUGAAGCCAAGGUUGAGGAUGUUAUCCAACUGAUGACUUUUCCCAAAAGAGGGUAGACUCUUGAGAGAGAUGUUGAGAACCUUGUAAUUUAGGAUCUUCUCUUUGGGCUCCCUGAAAUGUUUGGCAGAAUUUGGUUAUGCUCCAGGGACCUCCUAGGAAAAAGGAAGGAAGGGAAUGUGGUAUUGUUAUCUCUGUUAUUUUUGAAAUUCUCCUGUCUUGUAGUGCCGAGCCCUCUUACAAGGUAAAAACUGAACCUCCAGAAUCUUUCUGGUGGUUUUAGGAGCCCUGAGGUGUGAAUGGCUGGUGGAAUUAUUAAGUUCCUGACGGCCCACCCCAUCCCCACCCCCUCCCUUGCCUGCCCCGGAAACCUUUGAGCAGCUUUGCUGAUGUAAGCAGCACCCAUGCUGCCAGGUGUGGGCAGCUGUGGGCCUGCAUGGAGGAGCCAAAGCAGGAUGGAAAUGUCCUGCUUCAGGACGGAAGUCAGGAUGAAGAGCCUGCAGUUCAGUGCACCUCUUCCCACACCCAGCAUCCAUGUUGUGACGUGGAAUGUGGCCUCUGCAGCACCUCCUCUAGACCUCAGUGAUCUUCUUCAGCUCAACAAAGAGAACCUGAGUGUGGACAUGUAUGUCAUUGGUUUGCAGGAAAUGAACUGUGGGAUCAUGAGCCUCCUUUCUGACACUGCCUUUGAAGACCCAUGGAGCAGUUUCUUCAUGGAUGUGCUUUCCCCUCUGACCUUCGUCAAGGUCUCCAGUGUCCGCAUGCAGGGGCUCCUCUUACUCUUCUUUGCCAAGCAUCAGCAUUUGCCCUUUGUCCAGAUCCUCUCUACUAAAUCCACCCCCACUGGCCUCUUCGGGUACUGGGGGAACAAAGGGGGCAUCAACAUCUGCCUGAAGCUUUAUGGCUACUAUGUCAGCAUCAUCAACUGCCACCUCCCCCCCCACAUGGCCAACAAUGACCAGCGGCUGCAGCACUUUGACCGGAUCCUGGAGAUGCAAAAUUUUGAGGGACAGAACAUCCCAAACAUCCUGGACCAUGACCUCAUUCUCUGGUUUGGAGACAUGAACUUUCGGAUCGAGGACUUUGGGCUGCAUUUUGUUCGGGAAUCCAUAAAAAAUCGGUGCUACAGUGACCUGUGGGAGAAGGAUCAGCUCAGCAUUGCCAAGAAACACGACCCGCUGCUCCGGGAGUUCCAGGAGGGCCCUCUGCUCUUCCCGCCCACCUACAAGUUUGAUAAGAACUCCAACAACUACGAUACCAGUGAGAAAAAACGCAAGCCCGCAUGGACCGACCGCAUCCUGUGGAGGUUGAAGCGGCGGCCCCAGGCCAACCCCCACACCCCGAGACUGCCAGCCCCCCACUUCUGCCUGACCCUGAGGAGUUACGUCAGCCACAUGGUGUACUGCAUCAGUGACCAUAAGCCUGUCACCAGCACCUUUGACUUGGAGCUGAAGCCAUUGGUGUCUGCCCCAUUGAUCACCCUGAUACCUGAGGGCCUGUGGACCAUGGAAAACGACAUGUUGAUCAGCUACUCCUUGACCCCAGACUUUCUCAGCAGCCCCUGGGACUGGAUUGGACUAUACAAGGUGGGGCUGCGCCACAUUAAUGACUACGUGUCCUAUGUCUGGGUCAGGGACAACCAGGUCUCCUUCAACGAUGGGCUGAGCCAGGUAUACUUCAAUGUCAGCAAUAUCCCCGAGACUGAGGACCAGUUUCUCCUCUGUUACUAUAGCAACAGUCUACAUUCUGUGGUGGGGAUAAGCAAACCCUUCAAGAUCCAGCCUGGCUCCUCCUUGGCAGAGGACCUACUGGGUGAAGCCCAACCACAUAUCUGAGCCCGGAUGAGAGUGGAUCCAGGGCGGAGGCCAGAGCUGGCAGCCAGCUCUGCCUACCACUGCCAGGAGCCCUGGGGGCCCAGCCCCCAGAAGAGGCAGCAGGUACCCUCCACCUCCCAGGGGGAGCUCUCGCCACACUCCUAUGCUCUCUCUCCAGUCCAGAUCUCUGGAAUUGGCCACUUGAAUACAGGUUUUUGUUGCUGAGAUGUGAGUGCAACCAGCUGGUUUGUCAGCAGUGAAGACCUGAGACAGUCCACUGGCUGUGGGAAGACCCUCCAGCCUGCAUCUCGUUUCUUGAUUUUCCCCACACACACUUCCAGUUCCGCCCAAGCAGGCCUGCCAGGCACAUGCCCCAUCUGGCACAGGCCUGCAUUCUUGUCACGCCAUCCUGGGCCUCAGGCUGCCUGGGCGGGGGGGAAGAGAUGCUCACAUUUGCACAGGCUCUGUAGACUGGUUGGCACAAGCAGCCCUGGGUUCCAGGAGUCUUGGCAUCUCAUUGCCUGUCCCCCUGAGGGAUAGGCAGAGGGCCUGGGGUCCCUGCUUUCAGCAAGGACUAAGUGGGUGGGAUGGAGGGGCCCCUUCACCCAGGCUCUCAUGUAGAUGUUGUGGGCAAGACGAUGACUGUCCUGCUGCCAGUACCCCCACCCCAGGAUGUCCCAGGGCCGGAGCAGAAGAUUGAACCCAGGUUCACUUCUGCUGGUGGGUCAGGCUCCAUGCCCCAACCUGUCCUCUUGUGAAGGCACAGACUUUUCCAGGGUGUUCCUCGCCCAUUUGUGCUCAUCUGCCCCUACCCUUGCUGCGGUCACUGGCCAGAAACCUGCCCUCUCUCUAGAGUGCCCUAGCACCCAGAAGCGGAGGCCGGCAGAGAAGAGAGCCAGAAUCUAGAUGUUGGAGAAUCUGACCUUGAGGGUGUUCAGAGAGCAUUCCCUAGGUGCUGUUUGGGCACUCAGUCCCACCUCCCACCACUUGCCUCCAGCCACUGGUGAUUCAACGGCCCUUCUCCCAGGAGAAGACACCUCAGGGAGCCUGCUCUGUGACCAUCAUGCCCAUCCUAUGACUUGAGACUGAGGGACGCUGCAGUUGCUCUCUGAUCCAUACUCCACCCUGGGAGCCGUGUGUACCAUGAAGAACUGUCCCCCUGGCUGCUAGCGGGCCAUGGCUAUCUGUGCUCUGCGUCUAUUGUGUUGGAGGAUAAUUAGAAACAUGACUUUUA